Messenger RNA from Miscanthus lutarioriparius, 1311 nucleotides. The record is from the annotation of a GenBank genome assembly. NCBI's taxonomy places the organism in Eukaryota, Viridiplantae, Streptophyta, Magnoliopsida, Poales, Poaceae.
AUGAAAUUACAACAGCAAGAAUCAGCAGCGGAGCAACAGCAAGGGGGAGAGGAACAGCUCCCUGAAGAUCUCCUCUGCCACUUCGAGCAAAUCCUACAUGAUCACCCCCUCAUUGAUGAGGUGGGGUUCUUGCAUCCGACACAAUUCUGCUCACUAGAUUGCACCCAAGAUGACAACUCCGCUUCCCAACCUCCAGAGUUCCAUCACACAAGAUACUUCUGGUGCCGAAACCACAAGCUGGCCAUCUCCGUUGAGUUCCUCCCCAAGCUUUACCACGCUGCUCGGGAUGCCUACUGCAAUGCAAGAGAUGCCCCACUAUCGCCCACUCAUCUCAUGAGGCACACCAAGGCCCUACUCAUACUUUGCCCCGACCUACUCACCGCAUGGAACUCCAGGAAGAUGGUGCUAUCAGCGGAGUAUGAUUUGACAAAGCUCAAGGAUGAGCUGCAAUUGUGUGCCUUGAUCCUUUCCUACUCGCCAAAGAACGAGAGCACAUGGAGCCAUAGGAGAUGGGUGAUAAAACAAGUUGCUGAGCAACAUCAAGAUAUGUUGGAGCUUAUAGCGAAUGAAUCCAUACUGGUCAAAGAGAUAGCAGAGAAAUCGAAAAUGAACUAUCGUGCAUGGAGGCAUCGAUGUUGGCUUAUUCCUUACAUGACAAGGAAGCAAGUGCUGGAUGAACUGAAGGAGUCAACAAGAUGGAGUGAGCUACAUGUUGCUGACAACUGCUGCUUCCACUAUCGAAGAUCCCUGCUGCUUGCACUACUCGACAACCGCCUUGGGAAUGGAGAGGAUUCCCUUAGUUGGGAGUCAGAAAUUUGCCUGCUAUGGAAGGAGGAGCUUAGGUGGGAUGAGACGCUGAUCAGACGCUACCAAGGGAGAGAGUCGUUAUGGAACCAUCGUCGGUUCCUUUCACACUGGUGGAUACAGCACUUGCUCACUGUUGAAGAAAACUGCUGUCAGCACUCUACAACUGUUUGCUCAACGACAUCCCAGAUGGAUAUGUUUGUCACCCAGGAGAUACAACUGCUGUCAGAGUUCCUUCAUGACCCUGUGGAUGAGUUUGAGGAGUCGCGUGUCCAAGCGGGGCUUUCAGCACUCUACAUUCUGUGGAUAACAAAGGCAAUCAGCAGCUGGGGUUUAGUUUUAACAGGGAAAUUGCUGCGUGUUUUGUUGGAUGCAGCAAGUCCCAGCUGUGAAAGGAAAGCUGGAAGCGAGGCUGCAUUCCUUUUCCAUGGGGAAGCUGAAGGACGUGUUGGCAGGAGCCUGCAGACCGGAGAAGAGGUUUUGGAUGAAUUUGCUGGGCCUGGCUGA